CCUGUUACUCAUCUCUCUGCCAAGUCACAAACACACACUCCACAACUCCAACUGCCAGCUCUCUCUCUCUCUCUCUCACAAAAAAAAAAAAAAAGUAAGACACCGAUACCAUCACCAUUGCCAAAGAAGAACCUUCUCCGGCUGUGCCAUUCGACAAAGCUUAACUCCAGCUGUGCCAUUCGACAAAGCAUAACCAUAACACUGCUGUCACAUUUCUGAAAUUCCUACUGUACAACUAAUUAUAUUUAAAGUGUAAAAGAAUGUUUCAGACAACCCUCUCCACUCUUUUGAGGAAACGUCGGCAACCUGAAUUGACCUGUGCUCAGCCUCAAAAGGAAAUGAAGUUUAGAGAGGUGACUGUGUACCUGGUGGAGAGAAGAAUGGGUAACAGCAGGAGAAACUUCCUGACAAGUUUGGCCAGGUCAAAGGGCUUCUGUGUGGACAACAUCUUAAGUAGUAAAGUGACUCAUAUUGUAGCAGAGGACAAUCCAGCACACGAGCUCUGGCCAUGGCUACAGGAACAGGACAUUACAGACCUGGGCAAAAUAAAUGUGGUGGACAUCGCCUGGUUUACACAGAGCAUGAGAGCUGGCAGGCCCAUUCCAGUGGAGGCACAACAUCGCAUACAAAAGCCAUCUGUGCAGCCGAAGCCAGAAGCGGGUCCACCAGACAGUCCUUGGCUUAAUGUCUCUCAGUACGCAUGCCAAAGACGGACCACACUGAACAAUCGUAACAAGAUCUUCACUGAUGCUCUGGACGUACUGGCAGAGAACUAUGAGUUCAUUGAGAGUAUAGGUCCGUGUCUGGGCUUCCGGAGAGCUGCGUCUGUGCUGAAGAGUCUUCCUGCUCCAGUACGCAGCAUCAAAGACAUUGAGGGACUUCCCUGCCUGGGACCGGACACCAUGGCUGUUAUACAGGAUAUCUUUGAAUGUGGAUCAUCUUCAAAAGUUGAAGAAAUAUUAACAGAUGAGAGAUAUCAAACUUUGAAGAUUUUCACCAGUGUGUUUGGAGUUGGACCCAAGACAGCAGAGAAGUGGUAUCGCAAAGGCCUGCGUAACCUGGAGCAGAUCGUCUCUGACUCCAGCAUCCACUUAAACAAGAUGCAAAUAGCAGGAUUCAAGUAUUAUGAAGACAUCUCAAAGCCAGUAAGCAAAGCUGAGGCUGAGGCUGUGCGUCAUAUUAUAGAGGAGAUCGCUGGCUGUUUCAGUCCGGAUGUCACUAUCACUCUGACUGGAGGCUUCCGCAGGGGAAAAGAAUUUGGGCAUGAUGUAGAUUUUCUCCUGACUGUACCUGGGCCUGGUAAAGAGGAUGGACUUCUACCUGCUGUGAUUGACCGACUCAGGAGUCAGGGAAUUCUCCUUUACUCAGACUUCCAGGAGUCAACCUUUGACCUUUCCAGCUUGCCAUGUCGUCGGUUCGAAACCAUGGACCAUUUCCAGAAGUGCUUCCUUAUCGUGAAGUUGAAGAAGGAGCAGGUGGCUGGUCAGCAGGCAGAGCAGAGAUGUGGGAGAGACUGGAAGGCAGUGCGGGUGGAUCUGGUGGCACCUCCGGCUGAGCGCUAUGCCUUUGCCCUGCUGGGCUGGAGUGGCUCCACGCUGUUUGAAAGGGACCUGAGGAGAUUUGCCCGGCUGGAGCGAAACAUGCUACUGGACAAUCAUGCCCUCUUUGACAAAACUACGAAUACCUUCCUGCAGGCUAAGACAGAAGAGGACAUCUUCAUCCAUUUGGGAUUGGACUAUAUUGAGCCUUGGCAGAGGAAUGCUUAGACCUCAUCCAAUUCAUCAACCGUGCGCACAUUCCUGCAGCUAAUCUCCCCUCAUAGCACACUGCUAGACUGCACAGAUUCAAUGCCAUCAAUGAAUUAUUUCACAUAAAAGCAAAAACUGUAAUACUUUGCUAUUAGGAAAGCUUUUUUUCCCUUUUUUUUCUACAUUUAAAUUAAAUAUAUUGCAGUAUGUUUCAUGUUGUGUUAUAAAUUACAUUAUAUUACAUUACAUUUUUAUGUAUGAGUGUGCUAGAAACGCUAAAAUGUGCAAAUAUAUGUGAUUCAUGUCUGUGCUAUACAGGACCGAGGAUAAAAGAGAGUAAAGGAAAAUGAAUUCCUGUAAUUACCAGUCUAUACAUCAAACCAGAUGAGACCAGACUGUCUAGGACCACAUGUGGUGAUAACAAGCACAGGUAGAGUUUAACAGCAGUAUAAGUGAUAUUGGAUUCCACCUUUAGUGAGCAUCAUUUACUGAAUUCUAGGUUCCUCAUUACUGUAGAAUAACACUUCUGGAGGAAUCCUACACUCUUUUUUUUUAAUAGAUCACAUACAUUUAUAAUGUUCUUUACAAGUAUGAAGAGAUUUAGUCAUGCAAUAUUACCAAUUUCCUUUUCUAUUUUGCAUUACUGAUAGGUACCUUCUGGUUUGUAAUAUAGUAAUAUGAUAAUAUUGACUGCAUCUCUGCUAUGCAUCUGAAUGGUUUAAAAUGUUGUUUUGUCCCUAGGAUAGCUUAAUUACUUGUGCUUAUUUCAGAGGAAGAGGCCACAUGCACUCACAUGGAGCUGUUAUUACACAAUAAAAUUGUUCUUUAGCAUGUAGCCAUUGAUGCAAUUUUGGUGUUAUUUUGCACAGUUUGUAUACAAGUUUAUUGCAUUCUGAAAAUUUGAAUAAAUAUGUGGAAAAUAUAUCACAAAACUGCAAUCAUAAACACAAUUCUGUUAGUAAUCUAGUUUUUACAUGGGUCUUUUGUCUUUGAAUGUUUGCAAUUGCAUAAUGUGUUUAUAUCUCUGCGAGUCAUAUGACUAUAUUAAACGUUUCUGACUGGAUAUCUUUACAACUGCAGCAUGACAGCUUACAGUAAAUUUCAGGGAUCAUAUCGAACAGAGUGGAACACAGUGCAGUGGCUUUUAGGCAUCCCAGAUUUGAUCACUUUUUUCUGUCUGCUAACAUUUGAUUAACUCCCAUAUAAUAAAAACAGACACACUGUAUCUUUAUAUGCUUGUAUUAAUAGACCCUGUGCAUUCCUCUUAGCACUCAAUGUCCCUCUUAAUUGUACCACACAGCGAGAGGCCACUGUGUUCCAUCCAAAAAGGUGCCCUCUUGAUACACACAAGGGCCCAUAUGUAUUUAUGACUAAGAACACAGAUGUUCCUAUUUAAAGAGUCUUAAAUAGAGCAGUCCAGGCAUUUCCAGGACUCGACCCCAGGGUCUUCCCACUUUGUCUGUCCAGAAAGGCCUCAGUGCAAAACAAAGCCAUACUCUAUUUGGUGUUGAAACUAGGUUAGCUACUGUUGCUUUACUUUUAAAUUCCUUUACAUCGAACUCCAAAGUCUCAUAUCAGAAUUCACUAUUUGUCCAAGAGUCAGUAGUGGAGCCAAAAAAAUGUGAACUGGAAAAGUAUUGGCAAAGCUAAGUGGCACGAGAGAAAAGUAAAACUCAGCUUUUCCAACAAUCUGUCCUCAGGAGAUAAGUUCAUGAGUUUGAAUCCCAACAAUGCCACAACCACCUGUGUCCGGGAGUCCAGGAGAGCGAAAUUGGCUGUGUUUUCUGGAUGGGAGGAAUGGCAUUACUCUUAUCCCUGUCAAUCAGAGUGACAUUAGCUAAGCAUUGGCAGCAGUGAGCUUACUGUAUGCAUGUGUAAGAGGACGUUAGCUUCCUCCGGCUUCCUCCAAGUGUCUUCAGCUGCCCUGUGAUGCUGCAGCACUUCAAAAAGAUGUGGUGGCUGGCUUCAUGUGUUUUGGAGGAAGCACAUGCUAGCAUUUAAUCUGCCCAGCUAAUAGCUGUUGUGUGUUUAGGAGAACUAUGUAACGGGUGGGAAUUGGCAGUGACUAACAUUGUUAACCUGUUAUAUUGUUGUUCUUUGUGGUUUUUGCCAUUCUUCUGAGAAAAGAAUAAUUAAAUAUGUUUAUAUUGAAAUAUUUGCGAUGUGUUUAGUGUUUCUGGUAGUAAUUUAUUGGUUGGUGCUUUACGUUCAUUAAUCCUGUGACAAGUUAG
Pangasianodon hypophthalmus (striped catfish) is the source of this 3979-nucleotide messenger RNA. It is a transcript of the gene dntt, whose product is annotated as deoxynucleotidyltransferase, terminal. Gene Ontology annotation, cellular component: nucleus. Gene Ontology annotation, biological process: double-strand break repair via nonhomologous end joining. The record is from RefSeq and is a predicted model, not a curated record. Gene Ontology annotation, molecular function: DNA binding; DNA-directed DNA polymerase activity; DNA nucleotidylexotransferase activity. NCBI's taxonomy places the organism in Eukaryota, Metazoa, Chordata, Actinopteri, Siluriformes, Pangasiidae. The transcript has 11 exons. The coding region runs from base 261 to 1766 and encodes 501 amino acids.